UUUUACUCAUCAUCUUCAUUAUUUUCUAUCCUUUUAACAACUUUUUUAUGUUUGUUUUUUAUUUUCUUUCAUUCCCUCUUUCAAUAUUCUCUAUUCAUUCUCCAAAAUCCUUCAGGCAUUAUUUCAAAUAUAUAGGCCAAAAAAUUUUUUUUUUGUUUUUUUCUUAUUCGUCCUCCCUCACUUUCCCUCAUCUAAAAUAUUUUUUUCCCCAUUUUAAUGUGCUUCUCUUGUGUGGAUAA
Messenger RNA from Meloidogyne enterolobii, 239 nucleotides. Lineage: Eukaryota; Metazoa; Nematoda; Chromadorea; Rhabditida; Meloidogynidae. The record is from the annotation of a GenBank genome assembly.